Lolium perenne is the source of this 3489-nucleotide messenger RNA. RefSeq lists its product as uncharacterized. The record is from RefSeq and is a predicted model, not a curated record. NCBI's taxonomy places the organism in Eukaryota, Viridiplantae, Streptophyta, Magnoliopsida, Poales, Poaceae. Gene Ontology annotation, molecular function: RNA-DNA hybrid ribonuclease activity; nucleic acid binding.
AUGAAGUGUGUGUGCUGGAAUUGCCGGGGGUUGGGGAACGACCCGGCAAUUCAUGGUCUUCUGGAUCUCCAGAAGAAGGUGGACCCUGACGUAUUGUUCCUGUCGGAAACAAAGAUGUGUAAGGAGAAGCUGGAGGGUUUGAAGUGGAAGCUUGGGAUGCCAAACAUGAUUGUAAAAGACUGUGUGGGAAGGAGUGGCGGGCUGGUUUUGUUCUGGAAAAAUGAAGUCAAUCUGAAGCUUGUGGGUUUUGUCUCCAAAUACCAUAUUGAUACAGAGAUAACGGAGACUGAUGGUUUUGUGUGGCGCUUUACUGGAAUAUAUGGUGAGCCGAAGUCUGAUGGGAAGGAUAAGACAUGGAAAUUGAUGAGAAAUCUGAAACAUCAAAGUAAUAAACCUUGGCUAUGUUGUGGUGACUUCAAUGAGGUGCUACACUCGUGGGAGAAGGAAGGAGGGGCGGCUCGGCCCCAGGGUUGUAUGGAUAAGUUUAAGGUCUCAUUGGAGUUCUGCGGGAUGGAUGAUCUUGGCUUUGUUGGCGAUCCAUUCACUUGGCGAAAUCAUAGCCAUUCGGCUAGCAGUUAUAUUAGAGAAAGAUUGGAUCGGGCAGUGGCAACCCGAGAAUGGAGGGAGAGGUUCCCGGCGUUUAAAGUCACAAACGAUGAUCCUCGACACUCUGACCACCGACCUGUGGUUGUUGAUACGCAUGGUUCAGAGGAAAGAUUGAGUAGCUCGGCUCGGAUCAGGGUGCCAAAAUUUGAAGCUCGGUGGAUGGAAGAGGAGGCAUGUAUGGGAAUUGUUAAAAAUGCUUGGGAGCUAGAGGUGGAGGUUAAAAAAGGAGGGGUGGUCGAAGGAGUGAGGGGUGUACUGGGGCAACUGGUGGAUUGGAGCAAAAAUGUCCUGGGAGAUCUAGAUAAACGGAUAUGCAAGCUGAAAAAGGAAUUGGAAAGGUGGAGGAGAGAAGGAAUUGGACCUGAACAAGUGAGAAGGGAAGCUGUGCUUCGGUUUAAGUUGAGUCGGUUGGAGGAACAACGUGAUACUUAUUGGAAGCAGAGGGCCCAUGUUGACUGGAUGAAGGGGGGUGACAGAAACACAAAGUAUUUCCAUUCAGUAGCCACAGAGAGGAGGAAAAUAAAUAGGAUCAGUACCCGGAUGGAGGAAUUAUUGCAGCAUGUACAACCUCGGGUAACAGAUGAGAUGAAUGAGUCCUUGUGCAAGCCUUUCUCCAAUGAGGAGGUGAUGGUGGCACUUGAUGGCAUUGGAGACCUCAAAGCACCGGGACCCGAUGGGAUGCACUCCAUUUUUUACAAAAAGUUCUGGGAUGUUGUUGGAGGAAAAGUGACCGAAGAGGUACUGCAUGUGUUAAAUGGGGGUCCCAUGCCUGAUAAUUGGAAUGAUACAUGUGUUGUUCUAAUCCCCAAGAUCAACAAUCCAGAAGAUGAUUCUUUGGUACUUAUUAAAGCUACUAGCGAAAGUGCCAGGACGCUGCAGAAUGUGCUACAACUAUAUGAGAUGUGCUCGGGGCAAACCAUUAAUUUUGACAAAUCGUCAGUCAUGUUCAGUGAGAAUACGAGUAAUGCAAGAAGGAACCAGGUCCUUGGCGAGCUGCAUAUCAGAGCUGAAGCUAGGACAGAGAAGUACUUGGGACUACCAAUCUAUGUUGGAAGAUCCAAAUCGAAAGUGUUUGCAUAUCUUAAGGAUAGGGUAUGGAAGAAGAUUCAGGGUUGGAAGGAGAAGAUGUUGUCUAAAGCUGGGAAAGAUAUCCUGAUAAAGGCAUGUGCGCAAGCCAUUCCAGCGUUUGCGAUGUCCUGUUUUGAUCUUACUAAGACACUAUGUGAGGAGAUUAGUACGAUGAUAUGUCGCUACUGGUGGGCUCAGCAGGAGAAUGAGAACAAAAUUCAUUGGUUGAGCUGGGAGAAAUUGACAAAACCGAAGAGUGAAGGAGGACUUGGCUUCCGAGAUCUUUAUGGUUUUAACAUGGCUAUGUUAUCGAGGCAAGCAUGGAGACUAUUGGAUAAUCCAAACUCGUUGUGUGGCAGGGUGCUUAAAGCAAGAUACUUCCCUACUUCUUCUAUCCUUGAGGCUACUGCAGCACCUGGUAUUUCUUACACAUGGCGUAGCAUUCUUAAAGGUGUGUCGCUACUCAAGGAGGGUUUGGUAUGGAGGAUUGGUGAUGGAACACAAGUAAACCUGUGGUCGGACCCUUGGCUUCCUCGGGAUGGUUCGAGGCUUCCCAUUACCCCAAGGAGACAGAGUUUACUCACCAAGGUUCAUGAACUAAUAAAUCCAGCUACUGGCCAAUGGGAUGAGGAAUUGGUACGUGACACAUUGUGGGAUGCAGAUGCUAACAUUGUUCUGAAAAUCCCAGUUAGGGAAGAUUUUGAAGAUUUCCCGGCAUGGCACUAUGAUGAAAAGGGGGUCUUUACAGUCAAGUCAGCAUAUCACCUAUACAUGACUGUCAAUUACCCAGAUAACCCAGGUGGAUCAGGUAAUGGUGAUGCGCAAAUUCAGUGGAAUAAUAUUUGGAAGCUGGCAGUAGUUCCAAAGAUCAAACAAUUCAUGUGGCGGUUGGCCCAUAACAGUCUACCUCUGAAGAUGAGCAUCAAGAGGAGAGGGAUAGAAUGUGACACUUUGUGUGUCUGCUGCAGAAGAUUUGAUGAGGACGGAGUCCACCUUUUUCUCAAAUGUAAGGAGGUAAGGAAGGUUUGGAAAUUAAUAGGGAUGGAGGAUGUCUGUGAUCGAAUGUGCGCAUACAGUACUGCAGCUUCUGUGGUGCAACAAAUACUCUGUCUCAAAGAGGCCGAUAGGAUUUUGGUCUGCUGUACUCUAUGGCGCUGGUGGACUACAAGGAACAAACUAAAUUCAGAGGGACUGGAACUGUCGGUGGAGGGUACUGUGAAACAGGCAAAUUACUGGGCGGCCGAAUCGCGACAGUACUGUAAGAGGAUUCAGAUAAUGGGAGUCGGCACUAGCGGGGUGAUGAACAAGCCACAAUGGUGUCCACCGUCGGGAGAUGUGCUUAAACUAAAUUCUGAUGGAUCAUUUUCAGCGGAAACAGGUACUGGAGGAUGGGGCUUUGUUAUUCGAGACCAACAUGGCGUGGUCAGAGGAUCUGGUGCUGGCUUUCUGGCGCAGGCGGGCAGCGCUGCUUAUGCUGAAGCACACGCAUGUCAAGAAGCCCUGUCAGCGGCAGCAAGUUGGGGCAUGGGACAUGUCCAUGUUGAAUCGGAUGCCCAAAAUCUAAUCAAGGCCCUCCAGGAGACAAGUUUCGAUCGCACCGAAGAAGGGACCGUAUAUCGGGACAUGCGUGCUUUCUUACGUCUGAAUUUCACGUCUGUUUCCUUUUCGUUUUGCCCAAGGGCAUGUAAUGUUUUGGCACAUGAAUUAGCAGCUGUUGGUGUGCGUAGGAGAGAGAUCCAGUCGCUGUGGCUGAACUCUUUGCCUGCUGAUGUAUUUGUUCUGAAGACCAGCAUGUCUGCUGUGUCUGUUAAGUAA